Molecule: messenger RNA, 1379 nt
Organism: Argiope bruennichi
Lineage: Eukaryota; Metazoa; Arthropoda; Arachnida; Araneae; Araneidae
Product: gastrula zinc finger protein XlCGF8.2DB-like
Exons: 2
Coding region: 242-1204 (320 amino acids)
Biological process (GO): regulation of transcription by RNA polymerase II
Molecular function (GO): DNA-binding transcription factor activity; RNA polymerase II cis-regulatory region sequence-specific DNA binding
Source: RefSeq, a predicted model, not a curated record
AUUUGUUUGUCAAUAAUCAUACUUGAUGGGGAUGACAGCCCCUGUAGCUACAUAUUUUCUCCAAUGAAUCAUUCAUCAUAAUGACGUUCUCUGUGAAUGACAGGAAGCGAAUGGAAGGAUAUCGUUUUCUUCUUGGAAGUCAAGAAAGAACAUAAAUAUAGUAUGUGAGUGGGAAAAAAGUAAUAAUUCCAGUGGCAAUUAUUACAAUAUUAUAUGGAAAAUUCAGUUUAUCAUAUGUACAAUGGAAAAUUGUACUAUUUCAAAUGAAACGUCUCCCGUGAGUGUUCCAUCUGCUCUCUCAAUUGUUACUGAUGUAAAUAUUAGAACAAGUGGUUCGACCGUCCAACGUAAAAAUACCUCAAAGAAAGCUUUCACGUGUGAUGUAUGUGGGAAAUUUUUUCCAAAUAAGAAUAAUUUCGGGCAACAUUUUCGUAUUCACACAAAUGAAAAACCUUUCGAUUGUGAUAUAUGUGGUAAGGCAUUUACUCGUAAAAAUAGCUUAAAGAAGCAUUAUUUUAUUCAUUCAGAUGAAAAACCUUUUCCGUGUGGAGUUUGUGGCAAAGGAUUUUCCCAGAAAGGUAGUUUAAUUAAUCAUAUUCGUAUUCAUACAAAAGAAAAACCCUUUGUUUGUGUUAUCUGUGGUUUGGGAUUUUAUACCAAGAAAAUUUUAAAAAACCAUUAUCGCGCUCAUACAAAUGAAAAACCUGCUGUAUGUGACGUGUGCAGUAAGGCAUUUUCUUCAAAUGGUGCCCUGAAAAUACAUUAUGCUCUUCAUACAAAUGAAAAACCUUAUGAGUGUGAACUAUGUGACAAAAAAUUUUCCCAAAAAUUUUGCUUAACUGUCCAUUCUCUUACUCAUACAAAUGAAAAAUCUUUCGCUUGUGAUACAUGUGGUAAAACAUUUUCAUACAAAAGUAAUUUAAACAGACACUCUCGUACUCAUACAGAGGGAAAGAAUUUUAUUUGUGAUAUAUGCGGUAAGGCAUUUGCCUACAAAAAUGUUUUAACUAGCCAUUAUUCUACUCAUUCAAAUGAAAAACCAUUUGUUUGUGAUGUGUGCGGUAUGGCAUUUUCUGAACAACGUUCUCUGAAAAGACAUUUAAUCCUUCACACAGAUGAAAAACCUCAUGCUUGUGAGGUGUGUGGCAAAAAAUUUCCUCUGAAAUGUUAUUUAAAGAAGCAUUAUCGUAUUCAUACAAAGUGACAAUUAUAUUUCUUAGGACUGUAUCAAAUCAUUUGCACAAGAUCUGAUUUUUGAAAAACCUCUGUCUACAAAAAAUGAAUUAGUCUAGAAAUAUAAUCUGAAAAACUUCUGUUUGCUUACAAAUAGGAUAUAAAAAAAUAUAUCAUAUAAAUAUACAUACAAAUAUAUCAUAUAA